Messenger RNA from Vidua chalybeata, 231 nucleotides. It is a transcript of the gene C8H10orf53, whose product is annotated as chromosome 8 C10orf53 homolog. The record is from RefSeq and is a predicted model, not a curated record. The transcript has 3 exons. NCBI's taxonomy places the organism in Eukaryota, Metazoa, Chordata, Aves, Passeriformes, Viduidae.
AUGAACAAUUGGGUUAUCAAGGUUGUUCACUUAAUGUUCCAGCUGUUCUCUGGCCUGAAUGGAGAUGGACAUCACCUUAUUCUGGAAGUGGUAACAAACUGAAAUGCUGUAGACCUGGUGGUCAACAGGGAGAUGGUAUUUCACUGCAAUGUCUAUGACCUGGAUUUUGGAGGUGAUGGCAAGUUAGAUCCACUUUGUGGAGAAGCCAGAAAAGCAGUGUAAAAUUCUUAA